Messenger RNA from Cataglyphis hispanica, 3277 nucleotides. RefSeq names its product melanotransferrin (gene Tsf2). The transcript is spliced from 9 exons. NCBI's taxonomy places the organism in Eukaryota, Metazoa, Arthropoda, Insecta, Hymenoptera, Formicidae. The coding region runs from base 324 to 2864 and encodes 846 amino acids. Gene Ontology annotation, biological process: iron ion transport. The record is from RefSeq and is a predicted model, not a curated record. Gene Ontology annotation, cellular component: extracellular region; recycling endosome; early endosome.
UUGAGGCGUGUGUAAUCAUUAUUUCAAGUCGAUAUAGAAGAAACCUUUAUAGCUGAAUCAAUCGUACGUCUCUUUCUAAUAUGGAGAGAAAAAGAUAAACUCUGAACUAGUGCCACUAGUGCAGCCAAUUCAGUUAUAAAGAACAGACUUAAAAUGUGAGAAAGUGCAGCAAAAACAGACCGUAGCGUCGUAUUAUCAUUCUAUCUUCGUUUAAUGAAUGGACUACGUCACGCGUGGUGUAGUUCGGUUACAAUUCGGAGUAGUCAUGUCAAGGGUGUUGUCCGAAGUGCUCGAUUGACUCUAAAGAGAUAUUUGAAAGGAAAAUGUGGCUCGAUUAUUUUGCGAUAUUUUGGAUAUCUCUUUGCAGUUUUGUAUUAACUCAUAUUCAUGGCCAGCAUCUCAAUAAUACAAUCACAUGGUGUACAGUUUCCGAUGGCGAACAGAAUAAAUGCGAGGCCUUUUCCAGGGCAGUUGAUCGUGAAAUAGGGUCCUUUGGCUUUAGCUACUUUUCGAUUCAUUGCAAACGAGCUUUUAAUAAGGAAGAAUGUAUGACUAUGUUGGAUCAUGAAAAGGCCCAGAUAACAACAUUAGAUGCUGGAGAAGUUUUCAUAGCUGGAAGAUAUCAUAGUCUUGUACCAAUAAUGCAGGAAAUAUAUGAAAGUGGUGUGAAUUAUCAAUAUGCUGUUGCUGUGAUUAAGAAAGCUUCUUUGCCAGAUGUACAAAGUUUAUAUGAUCUUAGACAUAAGAAGGCCUGUUUUGCUGGUGUUGGAACAUUAGCGGGUUGGGUUAUUCCUAUUAACACUCUUAUGCAACAUGGGGGAAUGGAAGUCAUUGAUUGUAACAAUCAUGUAAAGUCAACAAUUAAAUACUUUGGUCCUAGUUGUGCAGUAAAUUCUUUGAUUGACAAAUAUAAUCCUCUUGGUGAUAAUUCUGAUCAAUUGUGUAGUUUGUGCAUUGGAAAAAUACCUGGUGGCAAAUGCACAUAUCAAGAUCCUUACUCAGGAUACGAAGGAGCUUUUCGAUGUCUAGUCGAAGCGGGCGAAAUUGCAUUCUUGGUGCAUACGACUGUACAAGAGAUGACUUCAACGACAUUUGACUUUAGUUCCGUGAAGAAGGAGCAAUUCGAACUUCUCUGCAGAGACGGUACUCGCAGAUCCGUGGACGACUACAGAAUCUGUAAUUGGGGUACUGUACCAUCGCGCGCGAUAGUCACAUCUUCGGCGACAAAUUUCGAGAUUCGUCGAAUGUACCAAAGAUUUCUUGAGAAGGCGGUUCGAAUAUUACAUAAAAAUAAAAAUAAUACGACGGAUUCGAAUCGUUUCGAUGAUAAUCAAAGGAAUUAUGAAAAUCGUUCGGGUUACAACAACAGGUUUGAUGAGAAUGACUUUAAUAGAGAUGGUAUUAACAAUCCAAACGAAUAUAGCACGGACAAUAGGGAUCGCAAUGGAUAUGAUCGAAGUUUUGGCGGCGGCGGCAACGGAUUCAAUUCAUGGGAGAAACCUGCAAUUAACGACACAUUCAAUUAUUACAAUAGAAAUCACACCGAAUCUACGAAUGUACAGCCGAUAGAAGUAUUUGAUUUGUAUGAGUCGGCACCUAGAUAUGGAAUGCAGCAUAAUUUAAUAUUUUCAGAUUCUGCUCGCGAUUUCGUGCAAUUGCCUGAGAAAGAUCAAACAUACACAGGAUACUUGGAAAGAUCCAUAGAUAACAUAUUAGGAGUCCGCCAUUGCCCUGUAAAUCGAAUGACUUUAUGCGUUACAUCCGAUCCGGAAAUGGAAAAAUGUGUAAAGAUGAAGAUUGCUUUAAAAGCUCAGCUACUGAAACCAGAAUUGCUUUGUCAUAGAGGCCACAGCCAAAUAAAUUGUAUGCAAUCGAUACAAAGCGGGAUUGCCGAUGUAGCUGUAUUGGAUGCCGGUGAUGUUUAUACUGCUGGACUACGUUUCAAUCUGAUCCCGUUUAUAUCUGAAGUGUAUAAUCUCGGCACGCCAGAUUAUUACGUCGUCGCCGUCGCUAAGGAGGAGGACGACAACACAGAUCUGACAUAUCUGAAAAACAAAUAUACCUGUCAUACGGGGAUUAACACUGCCGCGGGAUGGAUCUAUCCAUUGGCGUAUCUUAUCUCUAACAAGUGGAUCAGAGGUUACGGUUGCGAUUCCGUGCGUGCCGCCGCUGAAUACUUCACUAAAUCCUGCGUGCCAGGAGCGCUUAGUACCGAAUAUAAUAUAGGCGUGCCUUAUGAUAACAUGUGCGAUUUAUGUCACGGGGUAAGCCACAGAUAUUGUCGAAGAGACGCUUCCGAGGAUUAUUUUGGAUACACGGGCGCCUUUAGAUGUCUGGUAGAAGGCGGUGGAGAUGUGUCUUUUGUCAAACACACAACGGUCGCGGAGAACACUGACGGCAAGCGCAAGGAAUUCUGGGCGCGCAACACUUUUACCAAGGAUUUCGAGUUACUUUGUCCGGACGGUACGCGUCGUCCGACCAUGGAUUAUGAGAAUUGCAACUUGGGCAAAGUUGCCGCCAAUGCUAUAGUCACACGCGGCGGUUAUGGCUACAACGAGACGCAGAUCAACGCGUAUAUAAAUCUGUUCAUAUACGCGCAACAAUUUUACGGCCGGAAAGAGCAGGACGAGUUUAGCUUCAGCAUGUACUAUAGCCCACCUCCUUAUAGCGAUCUCAUUUUUCAGGACGCUACUCAACAGUUAAUAGUCAUACCGCCGGAAAAGCGAGAAUAUAGCACGUAUCUCGGACCAGAUUUUAUGAGAGCUAGACGAAUUGUGGAUUGCAACGCUGGUGCGUCAGCCAUAAGCUAUUCAUUGUUUGGUACAAUAGUUAUGAUAGCAUUCACUUUUGCGUUCGGUAGAUAAGUAUCGCUAUAACAAUACGAUUUAUUUGCUUUUACAUGAAUAGUUUGCGUUGUAAGAUUACAAAAGGAAAAGACGAUCUGAUAAAUCUGAUAGAAUUUUAUUAUUGACAAUGUAUAUUUUAUUGCUACGACGUAAAUUUAUUUUAAAUAUUAUUUUAUAAAUAUUUUACACAUCUAUAUAUUUAACAGUACAAAUGGCUGAAAGAGAUAGAGUUAGAUAUAUUAAUGAAUUUCAUGGCUGCCUUUAUGUCCGUCCAACGGAGCCUUAUUCUAAAUAUUUCCGUCCAAAUACGAUAAAUUUAGUGAUCUGUUAAUCUUAAGGAUUAUUGUAUAUUUAAUAUAAUUUGAUAUAAUGUAUAUUUUAUAUAUUGUCCACACAUUAACAUUUUUAUAGAAAUAAAUCUUUAUAAAUUU